This is a messenger RNA of Crotalus tigris (Tiger rattlesnake), 2464 nucleotides long. RefSeq names its product synaptosome associated protein 29 (gene SNAP29). Gene Ontology annotation, molecular function: SNAP receptor activity; syntaxin binding. Gene Ontology annotation, cellular component: SNARE complex; plasma membrane. The record is from RefSeq and is a predicted model, not a curated record. Gene Ontology annotation, biological process: exocytosis; synaptic vesicle priming; synaptic vesicle fusion to presynaptic active zone membrane. Bases 329 to 1099 code for a protein of 256 amino acids. NCBI's taxonomy places the organism in Eukaryota, Metazoa, Chordata, Lepidosauria, Squamata, Viperidae. The transcript has 6 exons.
AGUAACCGCGGCCUCCUUCGUGACCGGAAGUGAGGCAGCGGCCGGGCAACCGUGGGUGUCGCCUGAGGGAAACUUCCGAUCCGGUCAGUUAAUCGCCGCCUGGUUUUCGGAGGGGUUCCCGGCAGCGCCGUUGCCUUCCUCAGGGCCUGCCUUUCCCCUUUGGCGUUUCGGGGCUCCACCACACCCCUGCGAGAGUUUGGCUUUUCAGUACAUAGCCAUUGAUCCUGUCACACAAAGGACUCAAUCUUCGUCUGAAGAACGUCGGCUUGAUUCUGUCCUCGUCAACCUGCCUUAUAAAUAGAAGUGACCUGAACUCGGAGCUGCGGCUAUGUCGACUUUCCCCAAAAGCUGCAAUCCUUUUGAUGAGGACGAGGAUGACUUCAAGCCAGUCAAGUGGAACGAAGGGGAGGAGCCUCCAAGAGAAGGUCCAGACAGACAAAGAUAUUUACAACAGGAAGUCAUGAGACUCUCCAAAUCAACUCUAGACAGCACCAACAACUCACUGUCCCUCAUUUAUGAGUCUGAACAUGUGGGAGUCGCCGCAUCGGAGGAACUUGUGCGGCAAGGGGAAGCCCUGAAGCGUUCCGAACGCAUGGUUGAUAAAAUGGAUCAGGACUUAAAGACGAGUCAGAAACACAUCAACAGCAUUAAGAGUGUCUUUGGGGGCCUCGUCAGCUAUUUCAAAGCCAAGCCACAAGAGACCAAACCAGAGGAGAAUGGAGCCCCUCAGUAUCAAGGAAGCGACAGAUUAAAAGAAGCCUUAUCUGUCAGUAAAGAACAAGAGUCCAAGUACCAGGAGACUCAUCCAAAUUUACGGAAGCUGGAUAACUCAGACUUCAGUUCCAGUGGAACUAGUUCAGACAACCCACCCCAACCUUCUCAUUACCCCAGGAACCAGCAUCUCCGCACUUACCAUCAGAAAAUUGAUAACAACUUAGAUGAGAUGUCCACCGGGCUGGGCCGACUGAAAAACCUGGCUCUUGGCUUGCAAACUGAAAUUGAUGAGCAGGAUGACGUUCUGGUUCGCCUCACCCAGAAAGUGGAUACCUUGGAUGUCAACAUCAAAAGCACAGACAAGCGAAUCAAGGAUCAGCUUUAAGGAAUCCAGGGGUGUCUCUCACCUCUGUUUAUAAACUAAAUCUAUUUCAUGCAGCUGGACCUUUCCUUACCCAUCUGCAUUGGGAAAGCGCUAGAGGAAAAGAGGUUGACAGUCCAUCUUGCCGUGUGAUUAAAAUUGUGAAUAGCCUUAAGUGCAGUCUGAGAAAUUUAAGCUACUUUCUUUCGUGUACAUUCAUAAAAGCACUCUGAAGCGUUGUCUUCUGGAACUUCUAGAUUUUGGAGGAAACAUCUCAAUUCUGGACAAGGAUUAGAAACGACAAUUACACCUUGCCUUUCAGUACUCCUUUCACCUUAGGUGUAGCAGGUAUGUACUGCUCAUAUAUACAUUUUUUUUAUAUAAAAGGCUAGCUGCAUACAAUUGAGAAACCAUAUAAGAGGAAGGUUGCCCUAUAUUUCAGAGCUGGGUUGUGUCAAGAUGCUUCUGGUGCAUAGGAUGAAAACCUCUCCCUGACCCCAAGCUUAAGCUACACCAAUAAAGCAGUCCUUGUCGAGUCAGUGUUUAUUGCAAAGACUACAGCAAGCUAAAGACACUUAAAGAAUAUCCAGUUAAGAAUUCUAGAAUAAAAUAAUAAAUAACAAUUCUAUAUUAAAAUCACCAUCUGACAUCCAGUCUGGAGUUUUUAACUGGCUAUUCCUUGAAUGUUUUUUACUUGCUCUGCGAUAAACCUUGACUUGACUUGAAGCAGUCAUUAGGGGGUUAUUCUCUGAAGCUCUUGAUUGCUUGAUUUGUGCCUGUACAAUUAAGCCUGGACUCAAGAUUUAGAGGAUGGCAUUUAUCCAAGAUUUAAAGCUCCACGACCGUAUUUUGGGUUGGAAUGCUUCAGUACAAAAUACUGCCUUUGUGGUUUUCUCUAAGCAACACUUCUCUGCUGUGUAGCCACUGAGCCUUGAUGACUUAAGAUCUUGUUCGAGGCUGUUGGUCUAUUUGCAGGUCUAUUUUAAAAAUAAUAUUGGAGGAAGAAAGUAAAUGGGGAAGGCACUCUAAAUUUCCACUCAACCGGUUCCAGUCGACAUCUUUCAACAUUUAAAUUUCACCCUUGAGAUCCGUCUUGUGCUUCUAUGCCCUGAUUAGCUUGGGACUGAUUGAUUUGUGGUGUAAGUAUUAUAUGCCUUUGUUCCCUGAUGAAAGAAAGAUCCAUUUCUGAAAAUAGUCUUUGUCCAUCUGGUUGACAUUUUGUUUCCGCAAUGUAACUUCUCUUUCUGUGUGUGUGUAAACAUCUCCUUAAGUUCUACAUAUUUGUGUAUACUUGAUGAGAAAGUACCAAUUUUCUUGUAAGCGUCUUCAGUAAAUUGCAGCAAGGAGGAAUUUUGGAAAUAGCAUUUAUUAAAACAAUUGUUCCUCUCA